Molecule: messenger RNA, 951 nt
Organism: Melanaphis sacchari
Lineage: Eukaryota; Metazoa; Arthropoda; Insecta; Hemiptera; Aphididae
Gene: mRpL21
Product: 39S ribosomal protein L21, mitochondrial
Exons: 1
Coding region: 290-874 (194 amino acids)
Biological process (GO): translation
Cellular component (GO): mitochondrial large ribosomal subunit; ribosome
Molecular function (GO): RNA binding; structural constituent of ribosome
Source: RefSeq, a predicted model, not a curated record
UUUUUUUUUUUUUUAAUAUUAUCAUCCAACAAAAAAUUGUAUGAUAUUCUUAUCAUCCAGAUAAUACAUUCGGAAUUUGUGAGGUUAUGUAGUAUAGUAUAUACUUGAAAAUCGGAAAUCCCAAUAUUUAAACUUUAGUUUUAAUACUUAAUACAUAAUAUUAUUACAUUAAUUAUUUUGUAUCGUAUUACCUAGUUCAAGUUCGACGUUACAAUAUUUAUCUAUGUAAUUAAUUACUGUCUGAUCUAUUACUAAAUUCGUUAGUGUGUAAACAUAUUUAACAGCUAUAAUGUUGUGCAAUAAAUUACUGAAUCUAGCGAGUAAAACUCUUCAAAUCGUACCCACAAACCGAAUAACUGUUGCUGCAUCGGGUCUAAACACACGGUCGUUUUCGACACCAGUCAGUCAAGAAUAUGUUGUCGACAAUACGAUUGCACACAAAACGUUUUCCGACGGCAUAAUACAAACCGUCAACGAAGCCGUAAAAAAUAAUAACCGAUUGUUUGCUGUCGUACACAUAUGUGGUAAGCAGUUCAAAGUUACUGACAACGACUUGGUACUUAUAGAUGGUUACUGGCCGCCAAAUGUCGGAGACCGCAUUAAAUUGCAAAAAGUUCUGUUGGUUGGUGGCAAAGACUUCACGCUGAUCGGUAGGCCCGUUUUAGACCCAGCCACUGUGGAAGUCACUGCAACGGUGGUUGAUAAAGACUUAUCUCACACUAGAACAAACUUCGAACGUAUCAAACGGAAACAAUACAUGAGAAUCAACUUUGUACGAAAAGAAAUUACAAUGCUAAGGAUCAAUUCUGUAUUUAUUACACAAAAUAUUGAUAAUAGAAAAGAUGUUCAGGAAAUGGGAAGACGUGUAAUAUAAUUAUAGCUUAGAUUUUAUAUUGUACGAAUUGAUUGUAGUUAAGAUAUACCUUUGUAUAAUAAAAUAUUAUAUACUUA